AUGUCGACCGUUCUUACCGGUGUUCGGCCUCCUGUAGGCUCUAGCUCCGGGGACUCUACACCGUCCACGACUACUGGUUAUGGCGCGAUUGCCGUUAGCAGUCGUGGUGUACCAGAGAAGGACCAAACCGAAGUCACCGUUACGGAGGAUGCUCCACCGCUCGGUGUUCCACAUGCCGAAAAGAGGUUUUGGUUCCAGAGAGCGAAGACUUCAUAUGAUCCGGAUGCAAUUGCGACUCUGCCCAGUGUCUAUGAUAAUCCCGACUCAGCGAAGCAAUACCAACCACGCCCAGACUGGGAAAACCUGCAUCGAUUCAAUCCAUUGGCAAGAUGGACUUGGGGAGAAGAGCAAAAGCUGAUUCACAAGAUUGAUCUUCGUAUCCUGAUCUUCACAUGCAUUUGUUUCAUGGCUCUCGAGCUCGAUCGCGCCAACAUCCAGCAAGCGAACACGGACAACUUCCUCAAAGAUCUGCACCUGACCACCAAUGACUACAAUCUUGGCAACACCGUCUUCAAGCUGAGCUUCCUCUGUGCUGAACUACCUUCCCAGCUGGUGAGCAAGUGGAUGGGCCCUGAUCGCUGGAUUCCAAUGCAGAUGAUGCUCUGGUCGAUUGUUGCGAGCGGUCAGUAUUGGCUCUCUGGUCGCGCAAGCUUCUUGACAUGCCGCUCGCUCCUCGGCAUCUUGCAAGGCGGCUUCAUCCCUGACGUUAUCCUCUACCUUUCGUACUUCUACAAGCAUCACGAGCUGUCACUCCGCUUGAGCUUUUUCUGGACUGCAAUGAGCAUUGCGGACAUCCUCGCCGGAUUCCUUGCUUAUGGUCUGCUGCAUAUGCGAGGCGUACAGGGCCAAUCAGGAUGGCGAUGGCUGUUCUUGAUCGAGGGCUUAUUUACUUUCCUCAUCGGUCUGUCCGCCGUCUUCCUUAUGCCUCCAGGGCCUUGUCAGACCGCAAACUGGGCUCGUGGGAAGAAAGGGUGGUUCAAUGCACGUGAAGAGGAAAUCAUAGUCAACCGCGUCAUCCGAGACGAUCCGUCCAAAGGGUCCAUGCACAACCGGCAACCUGUUACUCCAAGGCUACUAUGGAAGAGUCUCAAAGACUACGACCUCUGGCCACUGUACAUUCUCGGUAUUAUGUUCCAGAUCCCCAUGACGCCGCCGCUUCAGUACCUCACGCUCUCAUUACGGGGUCUGGGCUUCGACACUUUCCAGUCCAAUCUCUUGGCGAUCCCAUGGACGGCUGUCCACAUCGUUCUCAUGCUGGCGCUUUCAUACUCAUCCGAAAUCUUCAAAGAGCAAACCCUUCAUUCCAUGACGGCUCAAAUCUGGGCCAUCCCCUUUUUGGUGUGGCUGGUAGUCGCAAAUGUCGCAAAGGCCAACAAGUGGAUCGUUUGGGCCGUCAUAACCUUGCUUCUGAGUUAUCCUAGCCCGCAUCCCAUCCAAGUCGGCUGGAACUCGCGCAAUUCCAACACUGUGCGGUCCCGAACCGUCUCUGCCGCUUGUUAUAACAUGUUUGUCCAGGCUGGCGGCAUCAUCUCCUCGAACAUCUAUCGCAAAGACGAUGCGCCGAACUAUAAGCAUGGUAACAGAACGCUGCUGGGGAUCGCGGUAGGCAAUAUUGGGAUAUAUCUUCUGACCAAGGCAUACUAUGUCUGGCGCAAUAAGUCGAGGGAGAAGAAGUGGAAUGCUAUGACUCAGGAACAGCAAUUGGAAUACCUCGAAACGACAUCUGAUGAGGGGAACAAACGCUUGGACUUCCGCUUCGCGCACUAG
Molecule: messenger RNA, 1767 nt
Organism: Trematosphaeria pertusa
Lineage: Eukaryota; Fungi; Ascomycota; Dothideomycetes; Pleosporales; Trematosphaeriaceae
Product: major facilitator superfamily transporter
Exons: 9
Coding region: 1-1767 (588 amino acids)
Biological process (GO): transmembrane transport
Cellular component (GO): membrane
Molecular function (GO): transmembrane transporter activity
Source: RefSeq, a predicted model, not a curated record